AUGACUCAGGCUGACACCCUUCUCCCGUCUUUGGACACGAUCCAAGAGCUCCUCUCGAAACCCCAAAAGGGCACCAAGAAGGCGAACCUCGUACCGGUAUACGGCCAGAUCUCUGCCGACCUCAUCACACCUUCAGCAGCCUACCUCAAAGUUUCUGCGCAUUCCAAGAGCGAAUUGUCCUGCCUUUUCGAAAGUGCAGCCACCGAGAGAGUUGGACGGUAUAGUUUUGUUGCUGCUGGGCCCCGCAAGACCAUCACAACCGGCGAAGGCCAUGGCGAGUCUGUUGAUCCGUUACCGGGCGUCGAGAAAGAGCUGGCGCAGUACACUGUGCUAGAAGUACCAGGCCUAAAGCUGCCACCUCUAAGCGGCGGCGCCGUGGGUUACGUGGGCUAUGACUGUGUUCGGUACUUUGAGCCAAAGACGGCACGGCCAAUGAAGGAUGUGCUCAAGAUUCCCGAGUCUCUCUUUAUGAUGUUCGAUACCAUUGUGGCCUUUGACCGCUUCUUUGGUGUCAUCAAGGUGGUUACUUAUAUCCCCAUUUCUGACAACCUCGACACUUUGCCCUCCGAGUACGAGAAAGCCAGCCAGAGAAUCAACGAGCUCAUUGAUGUGCUCAACGCUCCCGAGAUCCCAAUCCCCGAGCAGGAGCCCAUCAAGCUGGGUAACGAGGCCAAAUCGAAUAUUGGACAGCAGGGUUAUGAGAACCACGUCACAGAGUUGAAGAAGCACAUUGUCAAGGGUGAUAUCAUCCAGGCUGUGCCGUCGCAGAGAUUCGCACGUCCCACGAGCUUGCAUCCCUUCAACAUCUAUAGGCACUUGAGGACAGUCAACCCGUCGCCGUACCUGUUCUAUAUCAAUUGCAAGGAUUUCCAGAUCAUUGGAGCUUCUCCCGAGUUGCUCGUCAAGGAAGACGAGGGACGCAUCAUUACGCACCCUAUUGCCGGAACCGUCAAGCGUGGCAAGACACCCGAGGAGGAUGAGAAGCUUGCAGAAGAACUGAGGAGCUCCCUCAAGGACCGUGCUGAGCAUGUCAUGUUGGUCGACCUCGCCCGAAAUGACGUGAAUCGCGUCUGUGAUCCCUUGACGACGCGUGUGGACCGCCUUAUGGUCGUGGAGAAGUUCAGCCACGUACAGCAUCUCGUGUCCCAAGUGUCUGGCGUUUUGAGGCCAGGCCAGACGAGAUUUGAUGCGUUCAGAUCCAUCUUCCCCGCUGGCACAGUCUCUGGUGCUCCCAAGGUGAAAGCCAUGGAGCUGAUUGCUGAGUUGGAAAAGGAGAAGCGUGGUAUCUACGCUGGCGCAGUUGGCUACUUUGGCUACGGCUCGGUCACAGUCAAUGGCGAAGAGAUCGAGGGCGCCAUGGAUACAUGUAUUGCGCUCAGAACCAUGCUUUACAAGGACAAGGUAGCAUAUCUCCAAGCUGGUGGCGGCAUUGUCUUUGACUCGGAUGAAUACGAUGAAUGGAUGGAGACCAUCAACAAGCUCGGUGCCAACACAACGACCAUCAAGACUGCCGAAGAGCUCUAUGCCAGACGCGUUGGUACGGCAUAA
Messenger RNA from Pestalotiopsis fici W106-1, 1548 nucleotides. Its product is annotated as Anthranilate synthase component 1. Gene Ontology annotation, biological process: L-tryptophan biosynthetic process. Lineage: Eukaryota; Fungi; Ascomycota; Sordariomycetes; Amphisphaeriales; Sporocadaceae. Gene Ontology annotation, molecular function: anthranilate synthase activity. The transcript has 3 exons. The record is from RefSeq and is a predicted model, not a curated record. Bases 1 to 1548 code for a protein of 515 amino acids.